CCAGAGUGAGGAGCACAACCAGCCAUGGCGGAGUCCCAGCUCGCGGUGAUGGAUGACGAGCACGUGAACGAGAAGAUCCCGGAGACUCGGCCCGAGUUUUACUACAGCGAGGAGCAGAGAGCGGCUCUGGAGCAGCUCGUGAAGAACGGGGACGGCCCGUUCAAGAUGCGCAUGAAAGAAGACAACAUAAAGGACUUCCUGUCCGCGCGCGAGGUCAAGACUCUGCUCAAAAGUUUCCGAGAGUAUGACAAGCACAGUGACGGCGAGGCUGCGCCGUCCGAGCCCUCCAAGGACUCCAGCAGCGCAGACUCCGGGGUCCACUCCACCUACUGGCCGCAGAUGUCCGACACAGAGGUCCCGGCGCUGGACAUCGGCUGGCCCGGACACAGCGGACUGUACAAGGGGGUGACACGCGUGCACGUGUACACGCACCCUCCCAAAGAACACGGACCGCACAUCAAACAGGUGGUCCGCAAGCUCAUCCAAGAGGCGCACAAGGUGUUGGCGAUAGCGAUGGACCUCCUGACAGACCUUCAGAUCCUCCAGGACCUGCUGGACGCCUCCUCUCGUCGUUCCGUGGCUGUCUACAUAGUCCUGGACGAGGGCGGGGUCCCUCACUUCCUCGACAUGUGCUCCAGACUCCAGAUCAGCGCCGUGCAUCUCAGGAACCUGCGUGUGCGUUUGGUGCGGGGCUGUGGUCUGGCUCUGUCCUGUGGGAGACUGCCCGGCUCCCUCUGCUCCAAGUACAUGCUCGUGGACGGAGAGAAGGUCAUGUUUGGGUCCUACAGUUUCACCUGGAGUUCUUCUCGUAUGGACCGAAACACCAUCACGGUCAUGACGGGGCAGGUGGUGGACAACUUCGACCAGGAUUUUCGAGAACUUUACGCGAUUUCCCAACAAGUGGACCUUUAUCGCGAAUUUAACAUCACGAAACCGCCCGUGACCAACCACGUCAAAAAACCCAAAGUGGAGCCUAUCAAGCCAACUCCCGUCUCUACAUCACGAUUCCAAGUUUCGGUCGGCGACACGAAGCAAAUGGACGUCAAAGUCCCGGCCCAUAAGUAUCACAAUCCCAAAUAUUCCUUAGUUUUCGGAAAUAAAACAGGUUUGACGACAUCGCUGCAAGACCUGUCCACGGCGAAAGACUCCGUAAGUAGCGUUAACACCAAAAAAAUUAGCAGUUUUCUGUACGCGAGUAAGGAUGCUAAACUGGACAAAACAGAGGCGGGAAGCACGAGGUCGAAUACGACAGAGGACGAGCACGAACCGAAGCCAAAUUUGAAGAAAAAUCACAGCAAGAAGCAGCUAACGUCAUUCAGGAAUUUGCUUAAAGGGAAGCAUGCUCACAACGCACCACCAGACACUAUAACUGAAGGCGUGGCGACCCAGAACAGUCCGGUACAAAAUGGUAAAUUGGGAACGUCACAUCAUAGUCCAGCUCAGAAAGGCAAACUGGGAACGUCGCAUAGUCCGGUACAGAACGGAAAAAUUGGAACGUCUCACAGUCCGGUUCAGAACGGGAAGGUGCUCAUGGUGGACGCAAAUGGAGGGAAUGAAUCCGAAGACGGGUUUGAGAUCUUGGAGAAACCCGGAACGCAGAGGAACAAAAGCAAGAAGAGUGGGAAGCUGAUACAUCGGAGCGUGUCCCUACAGGCCAUCGACGUCGGAGCAGGAGAGGACGGUUUCAAGAAUCGACGAAGACAAAACAAAAAGAACUGUAUCCAGCAAUGAAUGUUUUUAUUUUAUUUUUAUUUUUAAUUUUUUAACACAAACUAUAGAGUUUGCAUGUGUUUCGUUUUCCUGGUUGAUGUCACUCCAGCUGAUAUGAGACUCUUUAUCGCCUUUGUGCUUUUGGGCGUGGCACUGUUAAGUCACCAACAGUUUGAUCACAUGACUUCCAUCCGAAAGGACUGGUUAAAUAUUAGCUCGGCGGGAUGGGAGCGACCACGCCUGAACAUACGGUUUAAGCCCAUUGUUUUUCUGUGUCUUUUUUUUACAAACUUAACUUAUUCCAUGCAAAGUAGUGUUUUGAAUGAUGACUUAAGCAUACACCUUAUUGCUGUCUGUAUAGUGGGAAGGUUAGAACAAUGAUGGAGAUUUAACCCUCAACCUCCAACCCAACCUUGUGCAUUUUCUAAACUGAAAUAAUAACGGCAUAAUGGUAAAUACAGAUAAAUGUAAAAAAUUUUAGUUUUUAAACUUCAUUUUGUUUCCAAUGAGACUUUUAAGCGCUGGAGCUCCCUCUACUGUCAAAAACGGGAACUAACAUUUAGAAAGUAAACAAUUGAACUCCUUCAGAUAAUAACGGCAUAAUGGAAAAGAUAGAUAGAUAGAUAAAUAGAUAGAGAGAUAGUUUAUUAAUCUCGAAGGAAAUUCAAAAUGUGCUUUCCUAACUUCAUUUUGUUUCCAAUGAGACUUUUAAGCGCUGGAGCUCCCUCUAGUGUCAGCAACGGGAACUAACAUUUAGAAAAUAAACAAUUGAAGUCUUUCAAUUAAUAAUCGCAUAAUGAAGAAAUAUAGAUAGAUAGAUAGAUAGAUAGAUACUUUAUUGAUCUAGAAGGAAAUUUAAAAUGUACUUUCUAAACUUCAUCUUGUUUCCAAUGAGACUUUUAAGCGCUGGAGCUCCCUCUACUGUCAGCAACUAGAACUAACAUUUAAAAAGUAAACAACUGAAAUCCUUCAAUUAAUAACGGCAUAAUGGAAAAGAUAGAUAGACAGAUAUUUUAUUAAUCUCGAAGGAAAUUCAAAAUGUACUUUCUAAA
Boleophthalmus pectinirostris (great blue-spotted mudskipper) is the source of this 2762-nucleotide messenger RNA. RefSeq names its product family with sequence similarity 83 member Fa (gene sack1fa). Bases 25 to 1731 code for a protein of 568 amino acids. Lineage: Eukaryota; Metazoa; Chordata; Actinopteri; Gobiiformes; Gobiidae. The record is from RefSeq and is a predicted model, not a curated record. The transcript has 5 exons.